Molecule: messenger RNA, 6389 nt
Organism: Pungitius pungitius (ninespine stickleback)
Lineage: Eukaryota; Metazoa; Chordata; Actinopteri; Perciformes; Gasterosteidae
Product: A disintegrin and metalloproteinase with thrombospondin motifs 20-like
Exons: 29
Coding region: 1-4206 (1401 amino acids)
Biological process (GO): proteolysis; extracellular matrix organization
Cellular component (GO): extracellular matrix
Molecular function (GO): zinc ion binding; metalloendopeptidase activity
Source: RefSeq, a predicted model, not a curated record
AUGUUGCUGUGCCUGCAUGUGCUUCUGCGGUCUGUGUUUGUCUUCGAGGCCCGACGCAGCUGCGCUCAUUUUUUUGCGUUUCUGUUCACUCUGCAGUACUGCAAGCACGGCAUGUGUGUGAACAAGGAGUUCGACCUGCAGCCGGUCCACGGGGAGUGGGGUCCCUGGGGGCCCUACAGUGUUUGCUCCAGGUCCUGUGGCGGAGGAACCCGCAGCACCGCCCGAGACUGCAACAAGCCCGAGCCCAGAAACGGCGGGAAGUUCUGCGUCGGCCGCAGGAUGAAGUUCCGCUCCUGCAACACCGAGCCGUGUCCGCGGGGACAGAAGGACUUCCGCGAGGAGCAGUGCUCGCACUUCGACGGCAAGCACUUCAACAUCAACGGGCUGCCUCCCACCGUCCGCUGGGUGCCCAAGUAUAGCGGCAUAUUAAUGAAGGAUCGCUGUAAGCUGUUCUGCCGGGUCACUGGGACCAUGGCGUACUAUCAGCUGAAGGACCGCGUCACCGACGGCACGCCAUGUGGACCAGAUACUUACGACAUCUGUGUUCAAGGCCUCUGCAGGCAAGCGGGCUGCGACCACGUUCUCAACUCCAAGGCCAGGAACGACAAGUGCGGAGUGUGCGGCGGGGACAACUCGUCGUGCAAGACCCUCUCGGGGACCUUCAACGAUGCUCAGUACGGCUACAACACAGUGGUGCGGAUCCCAGCCGGAGCCACCAACAUCGACAUCAAACAGGUCAGCUACUCUGGAAAGCCGGAGGACGACAACUACCUCGCGUUAUCUGACAACCUGUCCAACUCUGUCCUGAAUGGGAACUUUGUGGUGGCCAUGUUCAAAAGAGAAAUCACCUUCAAGGGAACCGUCAUCGACUACAGCGGCUCGGACACGGAAGUGGAGCGCAUCAACUGCACGGACCGCAUCGAGGACGAGCUCGUUCUGCAGGUCCUGUGUGUGGGAAACCUCCACAACCCAGACGUCCGUUACUCCUUCAACAUACCCAUCGAGGAGCACAGGGAGCAGUUUGUGUGGGAGCCCUCGGGCUCCUGGCUCGACUGCAGCCGCAUCUGCCAGGGAGAGCGACGGCGGAAGGCCGCGUGCGUGCGCAAGAGCGACCACCUCGAGGUGUCUGACCAGCGCUGCGAGCACCUGCCGCGUCCCGUUGCCGCCGCCGAGCCCUGCAACCCGGAUUGUGAAGUCAGGUGGCACGUCGCCGGGAAGAGCGAGUGUUCCGCCAAGUGCGGCCCCGGCUACCGCAGCUUGGACGUCCAGUGCGUGAAGUACAGCCUGAGGAAGAGACAGAGCGACCGGAUGGAGGCCGGCGCGUGCGGAGACGCCGCCAAGCCUCAGACCAGGGAGCCGUGCCACGGGGACUGUCUGCUGAAGAGCUGGCAGUACGGCGCCUGGUCACAGUGCUCCAAGACCUGCGGGCGCGGGAGCCGCACCCGGGAGUCCUACUGCAUGAACAACCGGGGCAGGCGGCUGGUGGACAGCGAGUGCGGCGAAUACCAGCGGCUGGUCACCGAAGCCUGCGGCGAGCAGCCGUGCCCCAAGUGGACAGGGAGCGAGUGGAGCGAGUGCCCGGUGACCUGUGGGAAGGGGACGAGACACCGCCAAGUGUCCUGCAGCACGGGGGCCGGGCAGGAAAAGCUAAGCGAGCACCUCUGCGACCCGUCCAGCAAGCCCGCCUCCGUGGGCGGCUGCGAGCUGCCCGACUGCGCGUCCUGGCAGGUCGGCGUCUGGGGAACGUGCGCGGUGACCUGCGGCCAUGGCUACCAGAUGAGAGCGGUUAGGUGUGUGUCGGGGCAAUACGGCGACACGGUGGACGACAGGGAGUGCAACGCCGCAGCGAGGCCUAGAGACAGUCAGGACUGCGAGACGCCGGCGUGUCCCUGGGCCUCUCCGGUUCAAAGCACGGCUCGUCCUGAUAACUUUGCUCGGAUCGUGACCCAGUGGAGAUACGGCUCCUGGACUGCGUGCUCCGUGUCCUGUGGAAAGGGGACGCGGGAGCGCUACGUCAGCUGCCGAGACGCCCGGGGAGGAGUCGCUGACGAGUCGCACUGCACCCACCUGCCCCGGCCCCCCGAGUCCUCGGCCUGCUUCAGCCCCUGCGGCCAAUGGCGCGCCGGGGAGUGGUCCCCUUGCUCGGUGACCUGUGGCGUCGGAAGAGCCACCAGGCAGGUGGUCUGCUCCAACUACCACCAGCCGGUGGAGCGCUCCUUCUGCGACCCGGAUGAGCAGAUCGCGACGGAGCAAGAGUGCACGGCGGCGCCCUGCCCCUCCGUCUACAGCCGCCGGCGCAGCGAUGAGCAGCCCUACGGGUACCCGCAGGACCCCGGGCGCCACCCGGGCCACAGCAGCUGGAACGUGCCUUCGGCGGACAACCAGUGGAGGACGGGACCCUGGGGCGCAUGUUCCAGCACCUGUGCGGGCGGGUUCCAGAGGCGAGUGGUGGUGUGCCAGGACGCCGACGGACGCAGCAACAGCUACUGCGACGAGAGGGUCAAACCUGACGAGUCCAAGCGCUGCGACUCGGGACCUUGCCCCGUGUGGAACUUCGGUGUCUGGGGAGAAUGCACACAGACCUGCGGCGGCGGAAGGAGGACCCGCCUGGUGGUUUGUCAGAGGCCCAGCGGCCAGAUGCUGAACGUCUACAACUGCGACAUCCUGGACAAGCCGCCCGACGUGGAGCAGUGCAACCUGCAGCCCUGCCCAGGCUCCGCCUCCUGGCAGCGCCGACCAUGGAAGCCGUGUUCAGUGAGUUGCGGUCGAGGGACCAAGCAGCGGGAGAUCGCCUGCGUGUAUCCGAACCAAACCAAAGCGGAGGAGGGGCACUGCGGUCAUCUUCCCCGGCCGCGGACGCAGAAGUCCUGUCGGGCUCGGCGAUGCCCGAGCUGGAGGGCCAACAGGUGGACGCAGUGUUCCGUUACCUGUGGAGUGGGAGUUCAGAACCGACGUGUUUACUGCAGACUAAAAGGCACUGGGCAGGUCAGGGAGGAUCUCUGCGGCGCUCACCUGCGUCUCGCCGCCGUGCGGCCUUGCCAAGCCGCCGAAUGCACGCGCUACUCUUGGCUCGCGGGUGAAUGGGAAGACUGCAAUGCAACAUGUGGAGAAGGCACGAGGAGCAGGAAGGUGGGCUGCAUGGGCCCGGGGGCGACGCCCGUCCAGGCGGAUUACUGCGAGCCGGCGUCCCAGCCGCCAUCACAGCAGCCCUGCAGUGGAGCUCCCUGCCGCCACGCGUGGAUGACAGGGGAGUGGUCUCAGUGCUCGGCCAGCUGUGGGGUGGGAUACCAACAACGCGUGGCCUCCUGCUCCGUGAUGCCCUCCUCUCCGGCCCGGCGCCCGUACGCCGCCACGCCUUCCUCCUCCAGCAGCCGCUGCCCCGAGCCCCGGCCUCCUGGCUCCAGGCCCUGCCUCCUCAGGGACUGCCCGCACUCAGCCCACUGGAAAGUCGGGCCUUGGAGCAAGUGUUCGCAGACCUGUGGGGCCGGAGUGAUGCAGCGCGGCGUGGAGUGCGUGACCUCCAAAGGCCAACCGUCCAAACAUUGCCGUCCUGCAGGAAGGCCUGCGCCUCACGCUGCGUGUCAAGACGCCGAAUGCCAGUCGUUCGCCUCAUGUCGAGAUGUCCAGACGAGGCUCGGCGCGAAGAUCGACGGGGAGUACUAUCUCAAAGUGAAGUCCCGGAUACUGCAGAUUUACUGUGCUGAGAUGCAGACUGAUUUCCCCAAGGAGUACGUGACCUUACGCAGCGGUCAGACGGACAACUACUCAGAGGUGUAUGGGAACAGGUUGCUGAACCCCUUUGAAUGUCCGUUUAACGGCAGCCGAAGGCAGGACUGCGACUGCAGGAACGACUACUCGGCAGCUGGAUACACCGUCUUCCACAAGGUCCGCCUGGACCUAAGCUCCCUGAGGAUAAUGAUCACAGACCUGCAGUUCUCCCAGACCCUUCUCGGUCGACCUGUGCCCUUUGGUACGGCGGGAGAUUGUUAUAGUGCGGCCAAGUGUCCCCAGGGCCAGUUCAGCAUCAAUCUGAUUGGCACUGGUCUGAAAUUGGCCGAGGAAACCAAGUGGACAUCACAAGGCAACUAUGUUUCCAUCAAAGUUCACAGAUCUGAGGACGGAAAAAGAAUCUACGGCCGCUGUGGGGGUUUCUGUGGGAAGUGCAUUCCCCAGACUAACAACGGCCUACUCCUCCGAGUCCACUGAGGGCCACGCGGGGAACAGAAAAACCCCGAAGCAACGCUGAAGAACUGUCGCAGAAAUAUGCAGAAACAGCGAUUGGUCGGACCCCCGUCGCCCGCCAUGUGGAGGUGUGGUGGAGGAGCAUUUCGCAGUAACCGUCCGGCUGUAACGUUACCCACUUCCCCAACGGCAGCUAAAGCAUUCAAGGACCUUCCAUCCUAACUGCUAGAUCUGAAGAAGAGCCGGCUGUAUCUGCAUGCCAACUGUGUUGCAAUCACUAUCAAACACGUCCGUGCUUUGGAACCUGCGAUGUUUUAGCUUAACACUGUUGUGUGUUGUCUUUAGCGUUACACAAAGGGAUAGUUCGAGACACUGGCAAGGAAAACGUUGUACGUGAAGGAAGGGACGCGUAUCUUUUAAAAAACACGUUUUCAUAUGGUUUUCCUGGUGGAGCUCAUGCUAUGAAAGAAUAUGACCGAUAAAAUAUUUGUUUUAAGAAUGAUCCAGCAAUCACUAAGAAAGUAUACAGAUUAAUAUACUGUAUUUUUGUAUUAAUCAUUGUAAUCCUCUGCUAAAAAGAAGUGCUAAAACUCAUAGAGUAGAAAUAGUAUGCAAGGGAUGUAUUAUUUUAGGCUAAUACGAAAACCUCUAAAUGAGCUACACUGCAGACCAUCUUGACCUUACAGACGUUUAAAAGGAACAGUUUGACAUGUUGUUUUUCUGGUUGGGAGUUAGAUGGGAAGAUAUCACGCAGUGUUUACGAUAAAUCUUUCCUUUGAGGUGCCAGACUCGGAGAAAGCGUAAGCGAGCAACUAACUACUGAUACGACCUGCCGAGGUCAAAUUUUCGGAGGGCGCGAGAAGCCUGCAAAAUGGUUUUACUUUUCAUUGUUACGUAUUUCUAAAGUCUGUCGUCGGGUAUUACGCAACGCCACUACGGUUACUAUUACGGACACAGAAUAAACACUGGCGAUGUGAGGAGUAAAUAGCUGAAAUGUUUCCUGGUGUAGUAGUGAGCAUAAAAGUCUUCUUUUGCUUUGUCAAACAAAGAGGGUUCUGUUCUCUUUGGAUUGUUUUUCUUCUUCGAAUGAAGCCACACAAAACCAAUUCUAAUCUGUUACGGCGUGACACAGUGUCCUCCAUUGGGCCUACUGUAGGUGCCUGCAACCCCUACCUCUUACAAACACUCAUACUCUACCGAGAUAUGCGUUGUGAUAUAUUUAUGUUGACCAUAUUUAUUCUGUAAUGACUGUAGAUAUGUUCAAUGUUUUAAGGUACAAUGACUACUACCAACGAAGAAGCCAUUGUCUGUUUUUUUCUUGUCUGCUUUGCUAAAAAAGAAAAAAGUAUUAGCCUACUACUAUAUGUCGUGUUGAACCACUAAUCUUCUGAAUGGUGCUGUUGGAACUACUGGAAUUGCUUCUGAUCUUGUGAAGAAAAACACUGGCUUUUAACAUUUCGGCCAACGUGGGAUGGGCCCGUAACGCAUGUAACUGCCCUCUUAUUAUUGUAGCUGAAUAAACUGGCCUCGAGGUUGCCAGAAAGUUCAGGAGAACCAAGGCAUGAGGAGGUCCGUCCUCCGGUAGUACUCGACUCAUUAAAAAUGACUUUCACAAUGACCACCACAGCUAUCGACCUAACAUGCUUGUAAGCUUUACCCAAAGUUAGAACAUAGACGCGCAUUUUUCUCUCCUCAGACAAUGCCGCCCCUUUUUGAUUUUAAGACCAGCUGAUAAAGAAAUACAAGUAAUGAGCAGCUAGAAAACCUUUGGCCAUCAUUUGUUUUUGUGAUGGGCAAUUGUUCUAUGAGGUCUGUAUCAGAAAUUGAAAGAAUACUUGAUGCACUAUGUGCCAUACGUGUUGUAGAGAUGUAAUCCUUUUUUGUAAUAACCCUUAAGAUUUGUAACUUAUGAUAUGUAGUGUAUUUUUUAAUAUUCAUACUUGAAUGAAUUGUAAACAGUGUGCUAUAUUGAAGGGUCAUUGGUAGUGAAUAGAGAAACAGUGUGCAGUCAGUUUGCCAUGCUUUAUCCAAAGAUAUUUUUAAGAAUCAUAUGUACCCACAGUAUGUAUGUAGCCUGUGGUAAAGACAUGAAUGAUUGAUGCUGGUGCUAUGCCCUCUAAUCGUACCUAUUCUGUGUAAUGUGUAUGUCUUGCUACUAUACUAACACUGUUAAACAUAAGUAAUAAUAAAACAGGCUUUUCAGCUGA